GGCCACUGUGUCCUGGCAGGCCGUGAACAUGGUGCUGCGGUACCGGUUGACGAUCAGCGACGACGACGACGGCAGCGUGGCGCCCGUCUCCAGGGACACCGAGUCCACCUCCAUGAACAUCACUGAUCUGGGGCCCUGCUCCAACUACACCGUGGGCGUGGCGUCCGUCAACAAUUUCCGAAUUGCGGGGGAAGCUGCGAAUGUCUCGCACACUACAGCUACCAUUAAGAGGGUGUCGAUGGUGCAGUCAGACUACAGCUGUGCGAAUGGCAUGGCAACCGUCACCUGGGGCUUGGUUUUCGGGGCCAACUCCUACAGGGCCACCGCCUCCGACCGCAACGGCACUGGUCUUAGCUGCAACUCUUCCUCAACAACCUGUCAAAUCUCCAACCUCAGGUGUGGGACGCAGUACGAGGUGCUGGUUACUGCCAUCUCGGAUGACUGCGAGAGCAUCUCCAACACCUCCAGUCAGUUUGAGACAGUUCCCUGUGCUCCCGUCGGGCGUAAAAUAUACCGGGAGUGUAACAGCAAUGCCAUCAUCUUCAGCUGGCAGCCCACCAACAAAACUCUAUACUACGUUGCCACAUCCACGGACAGCUCCAACAAGCGGGUGUUUUGUAGGACCACAGAGACCUCCUGCUUCUUCACCAACAGUGACUGCGGUCAGCGCUACCACUUCACUGUGUACGCCAUCAGCACGUGUGACAGCGAAGUCAGCCCUCCCGAGUUUGUUGACACAUCUCCUUGUUUGCCAACCUCCGUGAGGACGACAUUGAACUGUGAGACUCAGCUGCUGAGCGCCACCUGGGACAGCGUGGCUGGUGCCCAGGACUACCUGGUGGAGGCUAUGGGCAACAACGGCGACCAGUACAACUGCAGCUCCUCCAACAACAGCUGUGCCCUGGCUUCCCUUCCGUGUGGGGAACACCUCAGUGUUUGGAUCACCGCCUACAAUGAGGGAUGCUCCACCAACCGAGUGCUGGGGGAGGCUGCCGAGACGGUCCCCUGCUCCCCCACCAACGUGUCGGCUGUCGUGGGCUGUAGCCCGGACUCUGCUAGGGUCAACUGGACGGCGAGUGGAGGGGCCGUGUUCUACAUCGCCACCGCCAAACACGGAGACGGAUCCCAGCACAGCUGCACUUCAUACGGCACCAACUGCCUCAUUGACCGGCUCACCUGUGGGCAGGAUUACAAUGUCAGCCUCACUGCAACUAAUUUCAAGUGCAACAGCUCAAUCAGUACCGAGUUCGCCAUAACCACCGCACCGUGUCCUCCACAGUCCGUCCAGGCGACCAUAAACUGUGAGGCCAACACUGCUCUCAUUGACUGGCAGCACAGCAAGCCAACAGGCAACUUCAUGGCCUUGCUGGAGGACCAGAAAGGACAAGAGCACCGGCUCAACUGCACCAGCAACACGGUUAACAGAUGCCAGAUCUCUGCUCUGCCCUGUGGACGGAUGUACAACAUCACAGUUACCUAUGACGAUGAAAGGUGUCCCAUGACCUCCACGGCUAUCAGCAUGGCUUCUGUACUGUGCAGCCCCACCAACGUCACAGCCACACAGUCGUGUGGCCAGACGUCUGUCCCGGUCUCCUGGCUCGCCAGCCCCGGUGCUGUUAACUACACUGCCUUCGCCGUGAGCAGCACGGGCCAGAGGACAGAGUGCUCAGCCACAGGCACCUCCUGCGUCAUCCAGGGCUCCCUCCACUGCGGACAGGUGUAUACCAUCGCCGUUGUGGCUGUCAAUGACAACUGUACCAGCCAAGAGAGCCAGUCCAUUUCUUUGUACACAGCUCUGUGUUCACCAACCAACUUGAGUGGAGAGGUCACCUCUGGGUCCCACAUUCCAAUGGCGGUUCAGGUCACGUGGGAUAUGAGCCCAGUGUAUGGGGCCAUAUACACCUUAUGUUCUGAGCUGGUAGGGGUCCCUGGAUCCAAUUCCACGUACACUACCACUCACACCAAUUUCACCCUUGCUGGCCUGCAAUGUGGACAAAGGCACUCCAUACGUGUCAAAGCAGAGGACGGGAACUGUACUAGCGCGGAGAGCCCAGCCAUAGAAGUAGCCACAGCUUCCUGUAUGCCUGCCAACCUAACAGCCCGUGUGGACUGUGGGACGAGCAUGGGCAACUUCUCCUGGUCCGAGACCCAUGGGGUCGAUUUCUACACUGUGAAAGUGACGGGCGACGACGGUCACAUGGAGUCCUGCACCUCCACCCACACCUCCUGUGUUGUGAGACUCCACUGUGGUUGCUCGUACGCAGCUAGUCUGGUGGUGUCUGCCGAGGGAUCCAACAGUUCACAGCAUGCAGCCAUUAACUUGGACUCUGGUCCCUGUAUGCCCAUGGCAGUGGUGACCAAUUCGGAUUGUAACUCCAGUAUUGGUUUGGUUAGUUGGACCGCCAGCAAUAUAAAUCAGACAUACAUUGCUGUGGCAACAGGACUUGAUGGCCACAACCACGAGUGUAUCACAAAUACCAGCUCCUGCACCUGGGAUGACCUACACUGUGGUGAGGAGUACACUGUCCAAGUGAUGGCGAGGAAUGGAAACUGCACUAGUCUGCCAAGCAACAGCUCUGUCAUUCACAUGGCUCCAUGCCCACCACAGAGUAUCAGUGGCACCCUGGAUUGUGUUACAAAUUCAGCCUGGAUAUCCUGGAACUCAAGCCAAGGUGCAGUGAGCUACACAGUGAUGUCCCUUGUUGAUGGGGACCACAGAUUCAACUGUACCACCUCAACAAACUCCACUUGUGAGGUGCAGGACCUGGAGUGUGGUGCCAUGUAUAAUUUCAGUGUCAUCGCUUCAAACAGUUUUUGCGACAGUAUUCCCAGCACUCCCAUCGAACUGGAGACAGCCCCCUGUUCCCUCUCGGCCAUCACCGCAUCCGUUCAGUGCCACAACUCUUCCAUCCUUGUGGUCUGGGAGACCAUGGAGGGAGGCGAGGGAAACACUCAGUACAACGCCACGGCAGAGGCAAGCGACAGAACAUACUUGUACUGCAACUCCACCGACACUCACUGCACUCUGUGGGGAGCGCGCUGUGAUCUACGCUACACCAUCAUAGUGGCCGCAUCUUCCGACCAUUGCAGUGGUCUUCGGAGUCCGCCCUUCAGGAUAAGCAUGGAGCCCUGCCCACCAAGAGAGCUGGUGGUGAACACGUCCUGCGGGGACAGCGGUGCACUGGUGUCCUGGAGGCCCUCCCCAGUGGCCGAGGACUACCUUGUUACUGCCAGGGCUGCCGAUGGCCACAUGCCCACGUGCAACACCAGCUUUAGCAACUGCAGCCUGUCCGACCUCCACUGUGGCCAGCAGUAUAUGCUGUCUGUGACUGCUAGCCAUCAGAACUGCCCAAGCAGGGCCAGUCAAAAUGUCACCUUUAACACAGUGAUAUGCCAACCAGACGUUCUCUCAGUCAGCAUCCACUGUGUCAAUCAGUCGGCAGUGCUCUCUUGGACCCCCGUUGGUGAUGUGGUGGGAUACUCAGCCUCUGCUGAGAACGAGGCAGGCGACAUGCUGUUCUGUAACAGCAGCUCAGAGCCCACCUGCACCAUGGACGGCCUCCAGUGUGGAUCCCAGUAUAACUUCUCCGUCCAGGCCUCUGACGGGACCUGCAACCGCUCCAUCAGUGAGCCAGUGCUGGCCGGAGGAGUCCCAUGUCCUCCAGAAGAUCUUCAGGUGCAGCUGUUGCCCAUGGAAAGUGCAGUCCAGACACUGCAUUUUGAGUGGUCCCAGGUUGCAUGUCCAGAUGUCCAGUACCAGCUGAUCUUGACUGGCACCAUAUUAGGGGACAGCCAAGCACAGUUUGAGCUCUCUUCAUAUUGGACCAACUCAACCUUUUUUGAAAUGCCCCUCCCCUGCGGCUCAUCCUACCUGGCUACGGUGCAGGGCAGAGGACCCGCUGGCACCAGUGCGCCCUCUGAGGCUUUAAAUGGAACUACAGCUCCAUGUUCGCCUGCAAACGUGACUUUCACAGGCAGUACUGCCUCAGCCACCCUCUCAUGGUACGCCUCUGUGUUCGCCACCUACUACACGGUGUACGACAACCGGACGGCGCCCCCGAGCCAAUUGUGCAACGCCACUGGGCUCACCUGCAGCCUGACUGAAGUCCCUCAUGGCAGCGUUCUCAUCACUGCCAGCAACGCAGCGGGCGAGAGUGAUUCGGCCCCUGUCGAAAGAGUGAUAGGAGGAGGACGUAGGAGGAGGGACCUCAGGGACAACAACAAGGCAGCCCUCUCCGUCCCCAUAGUGUCGGUCAUCGUGGAAGGGUCGACGGUCCUGGUGGUCAAAUGGUCUCCAGUUAGGGGAGUGGACUUCUACAGCCUUGUCAUCAGCCAGCAGAACAACACUCAGACCCUACGUGUGGACGGGGAGAAAACCAUGCUGACUGACCUCAGCCCAGACUCCACCUACUGCCUGUCAGUGCGGGCAGAGAGCUCCAGCACUGUGGGGUCUUACUCAAAGCCCCAGUGUGUUCAAACAGCAUAGAACCACCGGCUGGGCAGAGGACCUCUGUUGUGGGAGCAAUUUCUCUCACUGAAGAUGUUGUUGGCUUUGCUGCUAAAUGUAUAGCAGAACAGUAAUCACUGUGAUUGUAUAGCUGUAGUUUAUAAAUCUGUGAAUCCCAGUCAAGAGAAUUUAAUCUAGGUGUACUUUUAACCUGCCAUAUAAUCAAUCACAUAAUUUCACAAACACUUUAUCCAGAGAAGCACAUUGACUACGGAGCGAGUAGCGGAUAGGCAUCUUGGCCAAAGAUGCCUACAGGUAGACUGCAGACAUUUGGGUUCAACCCAAACCUUUCGACUUGGGGUCUGUCAUUUUAACCACUACAAACCCACCCCCUUGUAUGGGUAUGUGUGUGGAUAGACUACAGAAAUUAAUAUAUAACCAUGGUAUAUUCCUAAAUGAUGUCUCACAUGUUGCAUUAUCCACUCAAACCUACUCCAUCCAGUACUUGAUGAUUUUAUAGGCCUACUACAGAAUCACUAAUGUAGCAAACAGGAAGUGAUGAACCUUUUCCUCCACGGGUCUGAGCUCCUCAACCAGUCAGUUUUUAAUCAUUUCUAUUAUAUAUUAAGGACUCUUGGGCAAGAGGAAAAUAAAUAUUCUAACUUUAUUUUGCUAAGUUAACCAUGUACAUUUUGUAAUAGAAUUGUAUCGGUGUUUCACAUUUUUAACAAUAUUUAAGAUAUGGACAUUUUCUCAGAAGUAUAUUAAAAAAGCAAAACAAAAACGCUGCGUGUGUUUCUAUAUUCAAUUGUACAUUUUAUAAAGUCAAAGCAGACAUAUUCAGUAAAAGUAUUUUAUUAGAAAACAAAA
Molecule: messenger RNA, 5317 nt
Organism: Gadus macrocephalus (Pacific cod)
Lineage: Eukaryota; Metazoa; Chordata; Actinopteri; Gadiformes; Gadidae
Exons: 18
Coding region: 29-4486 (1485 amino acids)
Molecular function (GO): protein binding
Source: RefSeq, a predicted model, not a curated record